GCCGUCCUCAUGUGGACACUGUAGCUGCUCAGACUCUAACUGUCUCGCGUUGAGACCAACUCUUUUUGGUCCUCGGGUUACUCCGUAGCACGCAGUUCCACACUACAACGUGCGAGGAGCAACAAAGUGUGGACUUCUGGUUUGAAUAGCUAAAAGUGCUGCUAGCAACGACUCAAUAAAUCAACAAUCAUGGCAGAGAAUCAAGUAGAGAUGUCUCCACUUGAGAUGAAAGUUGCACGACAAAUAGAGUACUACUUUGGGGAUCACAAUCUUCCGAGAGACAGGUUUCUCAAAGAACAACUCCAGCUUGAUGAUGGCUGGGUGACUUUAGAGACGAUGCUUAAAUUCAACAGACUGAAGUCUUUAACUACAGAAAGCAGCGUCAUCGUUGCAGCUGUCCAGAAGUCAAAGACCGGCCUCUUGGAAAUCAGUGAAGACAAGACUAAAGUCAGGAGGUCCCCAAACAAACCCUUACCUGAAGUGAACGAUGAAUACAAAGACGCUGUCAAACACAAAUCUGUGUACAUUAAAGGUUUUCCUCUCGAAACCACCCUUGACGAGAUUCAGGAGUGGCUGAAUGGGAAAGGCACCAUAGAAAACAUUCAGAUGAGGAGAAACCUGCAGAAGCAGUUCAAGGGAUCAGUGUUUAUCUGUUUCGACACAGAGGAGUCCUCUAAGCAGUUCCUAGAACGUUCAGACAUCAAAUCAUUCAAAGACAACGAGUUGCUUGUGUUAUCAAGAGAAGAUUACCAUGCAAAGAAAGCAGAAGAGAGAAAACAGUUCAAAGCAGAGACAAAAGCAAAAGCUAAACAGGACAAAGAACAGCAGCAGAAACACGUAGAAGAGAAAGAAAUGGACCUGCUUUUGGACGAACAGACAGGUUGCUUGUUGAAGUUUUCAGGAGAGCUUGAAGACGUUUCAAGAGAGGACUUCCAUGAAUUGUUCUCUGGCCAUGGAAAGAUCAAGUGGGUUGAUUUUACAAGAGGAGCCAAAGAGGGCACCCUCCUUUUCGAUGGGAACGCCAAGGAAGCGUUCGAUAAGGCCAAAGAGGCAAACGGAGGAGAACUGAAAGUCAAGGACGGCAGUGUUACAUGGCAGGUACUUGAGGGAGAUGAGGAGAAAGAGGUACUGAAGAAGAUUAUCGAAGCUCAACAAGAGUCCUACAGCAGGUCCAAAGGCAGAGGUGGCAGAGGAAGAUCAGGUGGCAGAGGAAGAGGAGGCCGAAGGGGAAGAGGCGGAAGAGAUCAUGGUGCAACUCAGUACAAGGGCAAAAAGACAAAAUUUGACAGUGAUGAUGAGGAUGAUGCACCUGCAGCCCCAAAGAGAGAACUAGAAGAAGCUGAUGGUCCUGCAGCAAAGGUUGCCAAAACUGAAAAUGGAUCUUAGUCACAAAAUCACACCUAGAUUUUUUUCUCUUUUUUUGAAAACAUUUAUUAUAAACAGUAAAAAUGCAGAGGCAGUUUGAGUCCAUUCCAGUGAAAGCGUCAGGCGUUUGCGAAUCGCAGGAAGUCCACCUGGAUGUCAACCUAGAGAACAAUUGACAAAGCUUGGCAUCAGUUUUCAGCCUUUUAAGUCCCUGUAUAUUGUGCCUCUCACAUUGUGUACUUUUUUUUCUUCUUAAGAUGUCUUUGGUUUUAUCAUAUUCUGCAUAAAUCUGCUCUUUGACAGUAAUUUAAUUUCACCUGGACAAUAAUUUGAUUUUGCAAGACCUGUGACAUCUAGAAUCUGUCAUUGUAUUGUUUUUCCUUGUAGAUUUCCUACAUUGAGUGAUAACAUCACAUGCUUUGCUAUUUUUAAGUUUGUAUAUGUGAAUAGCAAAUAAAACAUUUAAAACUAAUUUGACAAGA
Molecule: messenger RNA, 1847 nt
Organism: Scatophagus argus
Lineage: Eukaryota; Metazoa; Chordata; Actinopteri; Scatophagidae
Gene: ssb
Product: small RNA binding exonuclease protection factor La
Exons: 12
Coding region: 190-1386 (398 amino acids)
Biological process (GO): positive regulation of translation; RNA processing
Cellular component (GO): nucleus; cytoplasmic stress granule; ribonucleoprotein complex
Molecular function (GO): RNA binding
Source: RefSeq, a predicted model, not a curated record